Molecule: messenger RNA, 6549 nt
Organism: Aethalodelphis obliquidens (Pacific white-sided dolphin)
Lineage: Eukaryota; Metazoa; Chordata; Mammalia; Artiodactyla; Delphinidae
Gene: SORBS2
Product: sorbin and SH3 domain containing 2
Exons: 24
Coding region: 771-4376 (1201 amino acids)
Biological process (GO): Notch signaling pathway
Cellular component (GO): neuronal cell body; synapse; dendrite
Molecular function (GO): protein binding
Source: RefSeq, a predicted model, not a curated record
UGCAGUAAGCUCAAGGUAUUUUCAGAGAGGAAACACAAAACUGCUGUUGUUAAAUUAUAUCCAUUUUAUUAGGUUUCUUCCGGGUAGGUUAUGUAGAACUUUGGAAAAUUAAACAUUAGACAUGUUCAUAGGAAAUCAUGUCACUGCUUUUUAAAACCAGCUCAAUUUAACCUGCCUCCAAUUCCCUAACCAGCAAUUCUCUGACUAUAUCCCUGGGGAAAAUAUAUUGAACACAGUGGAAGGUUAAGGCAGCCGAGUACAGUGAGACUAGCAAGCAGCCAAUCGGAUGGCGAGGGUCUAAAGAUCUGAUGCCUCCGGCGAGCAGCGCCAAGCUGGGCUGGUUAGUCUCCUUUUAUUGCGGACGAACACCACAUACAUGUUGUAACGCUCCCUAUGUUGGCAGCAGUCACCAAGCAGACCCCGUAGCUAAGAAGAGAGAGAUAUAUGCCCAAGCAACUCAUUCUGCACAGCAGCCAACAAGACGAUAUUCCUGUGCUGGAAUGUUCUCGUUCAAAGCCAAGUAAUAUGUUGGAAAAUUAGUCAAAGUCACAUUUUAAUGUUAUGCAAAGCUGCUGGGGGCCAUGAAGCAUUUGACACUUGGGUUGGACUUAAUCUUAAACCUCUGGAGUUCAAGACCUUUUAAAAAGGGCUAAAUAAACAAUCUCCACGUGUAAAAGGCCAAUGACUCCUACCUCUCUUCAGAGCAACUGUUGAACCCGGCUGCCUGUAGGAAAACUGAAGACUUUAAUAACAAACCCUCCAAGGUCAAAAUGAACACAGAUAGCGGUGGGUGUGCUCGCAAACGUGCUGCCAUGUCUGUUACAUUAACAUCUGUGAAGAGAGUUCAAAGUUCUCCAAACCUAUUGGCUGCAGGGCGUGAUUCUCAGUCACCAGACUCAGCUUGGAGAGGUUACAAUGAUCGAAAUCAAGAGACACUGAAUGGAGAUGCUACAUAUUCCUCUCUUGCAGCAAAAGGUUUUAGAAGCGUUCGACCAAAUCUACAAGAAAAGAAAUCACCAGUUCAGAGCCAGAUAACGCUGAAUGGAAACUCUGGAGGCACUGUGAGUCCACUGAGUUACUAUCAAAGGCCAUUUUCCCCUUCUGCCUACUCGCUACCAGGCUCACUCAAUUCAAGCAUUAUCAUGCAGCAUGGCCGGUCACUUGAUUCCUCAGAGGCAUACCCCCAGCAUGCACAGUCUCUGGACGGCAGCAUGGGCAGCUCAAUACCACUGUACAGAUCCUCAGAGGAGGAGAAGAGAGUGACAGUUAUCAAAGCACCGCACUACCCGGGGAUCGGGCCAGUGGAUGAAUCCGGAAUCCCCACGGCAAUUAGAACGACAGUUGACAGGCCAAAGGACUGGUACAAGACCAUGUUUAAGCAAAUCCACAUGGUGCACAAGCCGGAUGAUGACACAGACAUGUAUAAUACUCCUUAUACAUAUAAUGCAGGCCUGUACAACUCACCCUACCGUGCUCAGUCACAUCCUGCUGCCAAGACCCAGACCUACAGACCCCUCUCCAAAAGCCACUCCGACAACGGCACUGACGCCUUUAAGGAUGCUUCCUCUCCUGUCCCUCCCCCGCACAUUCCUCCUCCAGUCCCACCACUUCGACCAAGAGAUCGGUCUUCAACAGAAAAGCAUGACUGGGACCCUCCAGACAGAAAAGUGGACACAAGGAGAUUUCGUUCUGAGCCAAGGAGUAUUUUUGAAUAUGAACCUGGGAAGUCAUCCAUUCUGCAGCAUGAAAGACCAGCCUCCUUGUAUCAAUCCUCUAUAGACAGGAGCCUGGAAAGACCCACUAGUUCUGCAAGCAUGGCCAGUGACUUCAGGAAAAGGAGGAAGAGCGAGCCUGCGGUGGGGCAGCCGAGGGGCUUGGGGGAUCCAACUGCAAGCAGAACUAGCCCAGGUCGAGCAGACCUCCCAGGAUCAAGCUCCACCCUGACAAAGUCCUUCAUUAGUUCUUCUCCUUCUUCCCCAUCAAGAGCAAAAGGUGGGGACGAUAGCAAAAUAUGUCCAUCCCUUUGCAGUUACUCAGGGCUCAACGGCAACCCCUCCCAUGAGUUAGAUUACUGUAACACUUACAGACAGCAUUUGGACAUCCCACAUGACUCGCAGAGGGCCAUUACUUUCAAAAAUGGCUGGCAAAUGGCCCGGCAAAACGCAGAGAUCUGGAGCAGCACUGAAGAAACGGUUUCCCCCAAAAUCAAAUCCCGUAGCUGUGAUGACCUUUUAAACGAUGACUGCGAUAGUUUUCCUGAUCCGAAAGCCAAGUCAGAAAGUAUGGGUUCUCUGUUAUGUGAAGAGGACUCCAAGGAGAGCUGCCCCGUAACAUGGGCUUCCCCCUACAUCCAGGAGGGCCGCAGUAAUAGCAGAUCAAGGCUCCGACACAGGUCAGCCCACGAUGCCCCAGGGUUCCUAAAACUGUACAAGAAAAUGCACCGCAUCAACCGCAAGGAUUUAAUGAAUUCAGAGGUGAUUUGCUCUGUAAAGUCAAGAAUAAUGCAGUACGAAAAGGAGCAGCAACACAGGGCUCUGCUCCAUGGAUGCAGCCAGUCCUCCACGGAGGAGGUGCCCAGGGACAUGGUCCCCACCCGCAUUUCUGAAUUUGAAAAGUUGAUUCAGAAGUCAAAAUCCAUGCCAAAUUUAGGAGAUGAAAUGUUAUCUCCUGUAACCCUAGAACCACAACAAAAUGGUUUAUGUCCCCAAAGGCGAUUUUCCAUUGAGUCUUUGCUGGAGGAAGAAAAUCAAAGUAGACACCCUUCUCAGGUACAACGAAGCUACAAGUCUAAAACCCUGGUGCCCAUCCACAUUGAAGUCACCAGUGAUGUGCAGCCCAGAACCCAUCUGGACUUUUCUGAUAGUGACCAGGAUGGAGUCGUGUCUGACCACAGUGAUUACCUUCAUGUAGAAGGAUCGUCCUUUUGCAGUGAGAGUGACUUUGAUCACUUUUCUUUCACAUCCUCUGAAAGUUUUUAUGGAUCCAGCCACCAUCACCACCACCAUCACCACCACCAUCACCGGCACCUCAUCAGCUCCUGCAAAGGCAGAUGCCCUGCCUCCUAUACUCGAUUUACAACAAUGUUAAAACAUGAAAGAGCUAAACAUGAAAAUACUGAAGAGCCCAGAAGACAAGAAAUGGACCCUGGCCUUUCUAAACUGGCAUUUCUAGUCAGUCCCGUGCCUUUUCGGAGGAAAAAAAAUUCAACUCCCAAAAAACAGAUGGAAAAGGCAAAAUGUAAAACAUCUGUAUUUGAGGCUCUGGACUCUGCCCUUAAAGACAUUUGUGACCAAAUUAAGGCUGAAAAGAGAAGGGGAAGUUUGCCAGACAACAGUAUACUGCACCGUCUUAUCAGUGAACUGCUGCCAGAUAUUCCAGAAAGGAAUUCAUCACUCAAAGCUCUAAAAAGGAGCCCCAUGCACCAGCCUUUCCACCCACCAUCUCAAGAAGGUGCUAUUCAUUGUCCAUUGUACCAGAACGAUUGUGGGAGAAUGCCUCACAGUGCCUCCUUCCAAGACGACACCAACAACAACUACCACCACCAAGACCACGACAGUGCACUGGGCCUCCAAGACCGUGAGUCCCCUAGAAGUUACACAUCCACGCUGACCGAUUUGGGGAGAAGUGUACCAAGGGAAAGAAGAGGAACUCCAGAAAAAGAGAAAUUGCCUGCAAAAGCUGUUUACGAUUUUAAGGCUCAGACAUCCAAGGAGCUGUCAUUUAAGAAAGGAGAUACUGUCUACAUCCUCAGGAGAAUUGAUCAAAACUGGUAUGAGGGAGAGCACCACGGGAGAGUGGGCAUUUUCCCAAUCUCAUACGUGGAGAAACUCACACCUCCUGAAAAAGCACAGCCUGCCAGACCGCCUCCCCCUGCCCAGCCUGGAGAAAUCGGAGAAGCUGUAGCCAAAUACAAUUUCAGCGCUGACACAAAUGUGGAGCUAUCGCUGAGAAAGGGAGAUAGAAUUAUUCUUCUUAAAAGAGUUGAUCAAAACUGGUAUGAAGGUAAAAUUCCAGGAACCAACAGACAAGGCAUCUUCCCUGUUUCCUAUGUAGAAGUCAUCAAGAAGAAUACAACCAAAGGUGCUGAGGAUUACCCUGACCCUCCAAUACCCCACAGCUAUUCUAGUGAUAGAAUCCACAGCUUAAGUUCAAAUAAGCCACAGCGUCCUGUGUUUACUCAUGAAAACAUUCAAGGUGGGGGGGAACCGUUUCAGGCUCUGUAUAACUAUACUCCUAGGAAUGAAGACGAGCUGGAGCUCAGAGAAAGUGAUGUCAUUGACGUGAUGGAAAAAUGUGAUGAUGGAUGGUUUGUGGGAACCUCAAGAAGAACCAAAUUCUUUGGUACUUUUCCCGGGAACUAUGUCAAGAGGCUGUGAAUCACUCUCCCCAUUAUUUAUGCUGCAUUUCAGCACCACAUCUGCAUAACCUUGCCUGAAAGAUCUCCACAGGCCUCCUGCUGUUACGCCUUCUGGUUUCCAAUAGAAGUCACCCACCAUCACCAUCUCCAUCUGCCACCAAACCACCAGCAAUGGAACUGCCGCUGCGGUGGGGAGAUUGGAGGAUUUGCUUCGGUGUGAAAGUGCAUAUUCCUGCCGUCUGCUCUAAACUUUGAAAAGUCAAUAUGCGGCAGCAUAAAGAAAAUCAUUAUACUUAAUAACGGUUGAGUAGUUGAGGCAAAAAAGUAAGUGUCUCAAGGAGGCUCUCUUGUCCACUCUGAAAGAUGUUCUCCCCUCAGGCAACCAGAAGCUUGUUUAUUACUCCUUGCUGGGGUUUGCAUUUUCACCUUCUUAGCUUGGCAGUAUAUUUUCCUUUCACGAGUUUGCCUAGUGUCCUGGUUUACACGAUAUGACAACUGUACUUCAGCUAUUGUUUGCCUGCACUUAUAUGUUGUAAUAUGCACAGUGAUUACAGAAUCUAAAGCGAGAGUAGGAAAGUUAAUUCGAAUGAGUGUGAUUUUGUUGAAUUGAAUGUGAGUUUCAAAUAGGAGUCUUCUGCAGGAUUUUUUUUUUUUUUGUACUUUUUAGAAGUGCAAACAAUAAGUGAAUAAAGAGCCUUUGGUAAUAAUCAGGAGAAUAUAAGAGGUUUAGCUAGAUUACAGAAAACGAUUGUGUUGUAAAGUUGCAUUGCUAUUUUAUAUUAAAAUGUAAUAAUCAGCAUCAUGAACAAUGAGCUCUUAGUGUUUUAUUUAUCUGAUAAAAGUUAAAUAAAAGCAGUGUUAGUGAGAGGUGCAAAGAAUCAUUCUAACAUAGACACUUGAAAGCAUCUGUAAGCAAUAUUCAUAGGUAAGAUUUCACUGUGUGUACACAUACACAUUUGAGAUUGUAUGAGAACAGACAAUCCAUAAGAUAUGUUGUACAUUUAUGGAAAUGUAAAAGAAUCUCACAUAUUAUUUUAUAGAAAUAGAGUACUUCAGAAGCAUCACAAGUAUUAAGGCUGGUUUUAGUAAGGAUUAUGAUCAGUACAAUUAUUUUUACUAUGAUAAUUAUUUUUCUUCUCUGGAACUCAGAAUCCUGGCUACAUUUGAGGACAGGAAUAUGUUGAGCCUGAUUUUCCUAGUGUGUGUAAAAUAUUUCCUCAGAAUACAUUAGGCACUUUUUAGAAGCGAUGUUAAAUCAUUCAGGUUAAAUUUUCUGCCCUGCAGUAGAAACCUUGAAGACGAUAUUGGGACCUGAAAGAUUUAAUGUGCUUAACAGUGCCUGAAUUACACAUACCCCGAGAACUAGCUUUGUAUUUCUUAUGACUUUGCAUAAGAACUAUUCAUAUUUGGAUCCUGAGCACCUUAUAGACAAAACUUUUUAUGGCAUUUCUUCUGUGAACAGUGGUUGAUCUUUUCACAAUGCAUGUAGACUCUAGAAUUUUGUACAUAUGUUUGCUCAUUUUUUGUAUGGACUAUUUAGUUGUUGAGAAAACAGGGGAAUUUCCUAAUUUGGUCUUUAUCCUUCCUUUAAACUAAGCUAAAACACUUUCAACAGAUUACCCUUUACAUCUCCCACAAAUCAUCAUUAUGCCUUGACAGUGCAAUUCUGUAAGAUAGCACUUCUGCAAAAGUUUAUGAACAUAAAACAUCUUAGCAGCCAAACUGAAAUGUAUAUAACUACCGAUUAGAGAGGAAUUUCAUUAGAAAGAAGGUAAAGAAACAUCUUUGAGUAGCCUUGAUUACUACCUUGAUUACUGUCAAGUUCACAGCCAGCUUUAUAUUUUAAAGGCUUUGGGUUUGAAAUUAGGUCAACUGCAUGCAGCUUUGCUGAUAAAUGAAUAAUUACCUUUGAUGCCAUUUAUGAGAAAAAAUUCAAUAUCUGUUGCCUGUCAUAUUUAAGAAAAAUUAAUGUUUCUAUUCUCUGUAUCUGAUUUUAAAAGGAAAAAUAUUCAUACCUAGCUUUUAGGUAAUUGACUUUGAAUUCUUACAAGCAAAGGUCAUUGUGUUUUUCUUGAAUAGACAUCUAAUAAAUUUUGCUUGGAAGUAUACUUCAGUUCUUCUUCUUGACAUUUAUCCUUACAUGAAUUGUGUAUUUUAUCCCAAUCGGUUAGAUAAACCUCAGAGGAAAUGCA